CAUCUGUGUUUCACUCAGAGACACGAAGCAGAACUUUGGCUUCAUUCAGAAUUAUUCACAUAUUUGAUCAGAGAAACCCGACCUGCUGCAGAACUGAACAUGACAGUAUUGAGAGUUUACUUGUUUAAGUCAGACCUGCUGUACUGGAGACAGACUCAGACGAUGGUGAUGUAGAGCGAGUGUUUACAUGAUCUGCGCUCCUCCUCGUCCGUCAUCUGCACACAGCGCUCCUGAGUCAGCGCAGGUUUACAGGCUGUUUGUGGAGCUUUAUGAGUACGGCUCUUCAUUUCUCUGCUUCUGUGCGCUGUGGAGGAUCUGGAUGAUCUGCAGAUGAUGGACACUCCUGCAGACUCUUCUUACUGUCGACAAAAUCGAAGGCAAUCUUCAUCUGCAGCUCAAGUCGAGCUGGGCAGAGGUUCAGCUCUUCUCCUGAUGGAGGUUUGCUGUGGAUGGAGGCAGUAAUGAUGCAGAACAUGUCAGUGAGUGAGGUGGAGGUCCGGCUGAUCUACUCCACCACGCUGCCCGUCUCCUGCGCUAUAAUCCUGCUGAACCUGCUGCUGAUCCUGGCCAUUGCCUGCAGCCGGCGGCUCCGCGGCGCGCAGCACUUCUUCUUCCUCAGCCUGCUGGUGUCCGGCGUCUGCACCGGCGUGGCGCUGCCCUUUAUCCCCUGGAUGGGUCUGAACCGCCCCCUCAGCUUCACUUCCUGUUUGCUGGUGCAUGUCUUCCCUAACUUCCUGUUUCUGGCAUUUCUGUGUAACCUGGUGCUGGUGCACUACGAGCGGUACCGCAGCAUCGCGAGCCCCCUGCGGCGUGGACAGCUGUGGCUCCACCGCCGGUUCCUGCUGCCACUGCUGGCCGUGUGGGUGCUGCCGCUGCUGUUUGCCCUGCUGCCUGCCUUUGGCUGGAACAACAGAGCGCUUCAGGGGCAUAGCGGAUGCUGCCCGCGGCCCAACACCACGGCUCUGCCCCACUGCACAGCGCUGCCUGGAGAGUGCUGCUCGUACCGCAGCAUCUUCCCUAAUGCCUUCAUCUAUCUGGAGGUGUACGGGCUGCUGACGCCUGCCAUCCUCUCCAUCGCCGCCAUGACGUGUCGUGUGCUAUGCAUCACGCGUGGGCAGCUGCGGGGCAUCACGCGUGUGCAGCGGGCAGUGGCGGACCGGGAGCAGCGGCGGCGGAUGGAGCUGCGCUACGCUUGCUGUGUGGCGGCCGUGACCCUGGCCUUUCUGGCCUGCUGGGGGCCCUAUAUAGUGUACACUCAUGUGGGCGUGGAGCUCUUGCUGAGGCGGGCGGGGCGCAGCGGUCGCACCAGACACAUUGUGCUGUCCUGUGUGGGCAUCGGCAGCACUGCGGUUGUGCCGCUUCUCCUGGGUCUCGCCAACAAGGAAUACACUGAUCCAGUCAGAAAACUGAUCCGCAAACUGCAGAAGCGCUGCAGAAACACACACGCCAGUCCUGCAGUCUGACUUUACAUCAAGAAUCAAGUAUCUGAAGGUCAUGAGCUGCUCAAGAAGAGUCCGUGAACACUGUGAAUCUGCACUGAAUGGCAGAAAUAACAUCAGGUACUGUGCAGGACAUUCCCUCACUCUGAUCCUGUCUGAAGAUGGAGAUUUCUGUAUGAUUUAAAAAUAAAGAGGAUCAUCAUUUGGAAAGGACAAUAUCAGUUUGAUUAUUUAUUAGUGGUGGGCCGUAAUCAGCGUUAACGCCAGACUCUUAUCACGCGAUACAGUAAAUAUGGCUGUUAAUCUAUUGUGAAGUUGAGCUGGGUCUGUUCUACACAAGCUGAUGUAUACCUGACCGGUGAGCCAGUGCCCUUCUGAAUCACAUCAGCAGAAUGCCCUUCUGGAUCCUUCACUUACUGAAGACACUCCUGACUGCACUUACAUGGACAUCUGUAGUCUAGUUAUCUUCCUUAUAGACAAUAAUGUAAUGAAGUGUUCACGUCAAGUGCUGUCAUCUAAGAGUUUCCUGUCAUUUUGGCUGACUUUAGCUUUCAUAUUCACUCAUGAACAUUUCAUUCAUGCCCCUGUGACAAACUGGAGUAUUAGACACAGACAAGGAGGAAGGAGGACUGCUGAGAGUGUUGUGGAGUUUAAUAAUGCACAGCGAGUGCAAAGGAAAAAACUGCCAUAUUUCUGUGUGUGUGUGUGUGUGUGUGUGUGCGUGCGUGCGUGCGUGUGUAUGCGGUCUACUGACGGCCGUGUGUGUGGAUCUUGUAGGAAAGUAUGGUGAAAGUCCUACAUAACAGUAAUAGUGUGAUGGCGGUGUUUACUUCAGUAAUCCACUAAUAUCUGCAGACUCCACAUGUCUGAACUCCAUUUCUAUUUAGUUCAGUGAUGACUUUAGUGGGAUUAAGGUGAUCAGAAAUGGCUGUUUGGAGCUUAUGUAGGCCGACAGCUCAACACUCAUGUUUACCUGAAUAAACAGUGAGUGAACACAA
Messenger RNA from Danio rerio (zebrafish), 2437 nucleotides. Lineage: Eukaryota; Metazoa; Chordata; Actinopteri; Cypriniformes; Danionidae. The record is from RefSeq and is a predicted model, not a curated record.